GCGCGGCGCGGGCGGCGGGCGGGCGCUCCCCUCGCUGGCAGCGCUCGCUAAGAUGGCGGAUUUCCUGCCGUCCCGCUCCGCGCUGUCCGGCUGCUUCCCCGGCUGCCUCCUCACCAGCGGCGAGGCCGAGCAGCAGCGCAAGUCCAAGGAGAUCGACAAGUGCCUCAACCGCGAGAAGACCUACGUGAAGCGCCUCGUCAAGAUCCUGCUGCUGGGCGCGGGCGAGAGCGGCAAGUCCACCUUCCUGAAGCAGAUGCGGAUCAUCCACGGGCAGGACUGGGACCGCGCGGCCCGCGAGGAGUUCCGCGCCACCAUCUACAGCAACGUGAUCAAGGGUGUGAGAGUCCUCGUGGAUGCCAGAGAGAAACUCCAUAUCCCCUGGGGAGAUCCUGCCAACCAGAGCAAUGGAGACAAGGUGAUGGCUUUCGACACCCGCGCGGUCACCGUGGCGCAGGGGAUGGUGGAGACCAACGUUUUCUUGGACUACCUGCCGGCCAUCCGGGCCCUGUGGGCAGACAGUGGCAUCCAGCACGCAUAUGACAGGCGCAGGGAGUUCCAGCUGGGGGAAUCUGUAAAGUAUUUCUUGGACAACUUGGAUAAACUUGGAGAACAAGAUUACCUUCCCUCCCAGCAAGACAUCCUGCUGGCACGAAGACCCACCAAAGGGAUCCACGAGUACGACUUCGAAAUCAAAAAUGUCCCUUUCAAAAUGGUCGAUGUGGGCGGGCAGAGGUCGGAGCGGAAGCGGUGGUUCGAGUGCUUCGACAGCGUCACGUCCAUCCUCUUCCUCGUCUCCUCCAGUGAAUUCGACCAGGUGCUCAUGGAGGACCGGCAAACAAACCGCCUCACCGAGUCCCUGAACAUUUUUGAAACAAUAGUCAAUAACCGGGUUUUCAGCAACGUCUCAAUCAUCCUCUUCCUAAACAAGACGGACUUGCUUGAGGAAAAAGUACAGAAAGUGAGCAUCAAAGACUAUUUCCCAGAGUUCGAAGGGGAUCCCCACUGCUUAACAGAUGUCCAAAAAUUCCUGGUGGAUUGUUUUCGCACGAAACGCCGGGACCAGCAGCAGAAGCCCCUGUACCACCACUUCACCACUGCUAUUAACACAGAGAACAUCCGGCUAGUUUUCCGUGAUGUCAAGGAUACCAUCCUGCACGACAACCUCAAGCAGCUCAUGUUACAGUGAUGUGCAGAAAGACAUUCUUGUUUCAGUAACUCUCGUGUGUUGGUUGUUUUUUUUUAACUAGAAGUUUACAGCAGGAGUAGAGAAAUCCAGAUCCUGUCAGACUUCUUGAUAUGUGGCUAAAAGCUGCUGCUGAACACAUUAUUGCCAAUUUCUGCAGAAAUUCAGGCUUAAAUCUCUUCCAGUGUAGCUUCAAGAUGACUCAAGUUGUAAUUUUAUAGCAGAUCUGUGUCUAAGUUACCUGUAAAGUGGUAAAUUUGACCUUUUACAAACAUGUAUAUCAUCCUAGAAAAUUCAGAAUUCCAAGUCCAGACUUCCAUGAAAUUGUUGCAAUUUUUAGACUGUGGCAGUAAUUUAGGGGUGGGGGGGAGAAACUUUUCACAUCUAACUUCAUUACAAAGACUGUGAUACCAUAGCUGACUUAUGAUUUCUCAGGUCUACUUUUGGUUAGAAAUCCCAUCAAUCCCUUGCUGGAAUCAUCUGUUUGAAGCGUGGAUCCCUGGGCGUAACGUACUUCCUGUUCAAGUGUAAACCUUAGCCUUGGGUUUGAAUAGGAGAUGCUUUAAAAAUGCUUAAAAUUGGAAGCUUCAGACAUGUCUGGCAGGAAGUGCUGAGUCCAGGGACGAGGGAUUAGUGGUUGGCACAGUACACGGAUUCACUCCGGCGUUGUCCGUACGUCUCGGAGCCAUGGCAAAGCACAGAGCACUCUGGUCUGGUCCUCUGGACAUUCUGAUGUGGGAAGGGGGAGCAAGCUCAGCUUGUGUUUCAUAUCUUCACUAAGCAGAUGUUCCAUGUAGGUAACAGAUGUUCCACGUGGGUAACCCGUUCUCGAAGCGCUUUAACUUAGCACUGGUUUGUUUUAAUUCCCAGCUCCUUCCAAGGUGCCUCCUCGGAGUCAGUAGCCCCUGGUGAUGGAGAGAAGUACUUGCAAACCUAAGUGCCUCCUUGUGUUCUGUCCUCCUCUGCGUAUUUUCAGUGGCCUUAUGAGUUCCCAGCAGAGGCCUUGUGUAGCUGACACCGUGGAGGUGAAUGUUUUCUUCUGGGGAAAAAAAAAAAAGUGUGUCCCAGCAGAAUGUGCUUCUGCUGAUGAGGUUCUUUCUGAGACUUUCCAGUGGGGUCUAAGCAAUCCUAAGUGUACUUGAGCCAAAUACGUUGCACAGCAUCUCCCAGAGUGCUGCUUGUGACUGUUUUACCCAAAGUUCCAUUGCAACUUUGUUUAUUUUUUUUAUUUUGGGGGGGAGGUGGUUGUUAGUGUUGCCAUGUGAAAUAAUAAUAAUAAUAAUAAAACCCCAUGAAAAUAAAGCAGUGCUCACGUACCCCACGGCCCUCUGCAAAACGACAGUGAGCUGUUGUGUUUCAGAAAUCAGUGCAGCUGCCACGUUUCCCCCAGGCUGUUGUGUCAUGGGGGCAGUUCAACUGCCCCUUUGCCCCAUGGAACCAAUUCCUGUGGAUCAUGAUGGUGGCCAAUCCCUCAGUGAAUUCUCAUUCACAUCCCCUGCACGUGGCGAGCGGUGGGACACGGUGUCCCUGCCAGGACAUAGGAAAGCUGCCUGUCUCCUGAACUUAGCCUUUACUUACUGUGAUUGUAAGUUGUAUUAACAUCUCUGUACCUCGUUCUCCUGGCAGCAGAGGGGGGAAUAGUGUAUUUUUAUUUAGUUAGGUGCUUUGAAAGACCUCUAUUUUUUUAUAUCAUCCAAUGAGUAGCCAUAGGUUAGUCUGCGAUUCUGGUUAUCAGGCACUAUCUUGGGAGGAAAGAACUUUGAAAAGAGCUUGGGAGAAGUCACAGUGCAGAAUCUAAACAUAAUCCUAAAGUCUGGAUGCAGCACUGAUGUCGGGAGGAUGAAUAGAAUCUUAGAUGGGGAUAUUUAAUGUAGAUUUUGCCUCUGUACUGGACAUGGAUUAUUUCUGAUUUAUGUGAGCAAUUCAAGAAGGAGGAUGAGCUAGAGACCUCAGGAAAGACUAGUGAGGCUCUUUCAAGGACUGGACAUCCUUUGGAGAAGGAUAAUGGUUGAUUUGGUUGGGCUUUAAGUGCUCCAUGAGCAGACACAAACCUCUGGUGGCCUCCAAGUCCAGUGUUGGAAAGCAGAACCUGAACAAAUCCAUGCCCCACCCUAUCAACAAGAUGAGGAGUUGGGUUGUUUUUUUUCCUUUGCUGACAGUUGUCUGAACAAGUUUCUUUUCAAAAAAGAGACUUGUCUCUGAAUAAAACAGUUAAUUUGGAGAGGUCUGCAGUAUGUGCUUUGGAGGAUGUCAGACCAGAUGAUUGCAGAAAAGACUAAAAACUGGUAGUGGAUGAUGGGGCGAUUACCAGGGAUUUAUUUAAACAAAUUUAUGUAUAAUAAUGAUGAAUUUUGUGUCAAGGGACCUGUUAAUUUACUGAAGAUCUUUCAAACUGAUGUCAGUCUAAGGAUGCAGUCAGGAUCACCAAGGCACUGGGCACUUCUGACCUUGGCCAAAGUGGGGAUCAUAAUUCAGCAGCUUCUCCUCUGAACCACCCCAAAAAUCCUUGGUUUUAAUCCUCUCAGAUCACUGUCCCUGUGAACCCCAGGGCCUGUAAGAGAGCAGGGGGGACCCCAGAGCUGGGUCACUUGUAGGUCCUGGUAGAUAAGCACUAUAUGAAUCUCAGGCAGAAAUGAAUUGAUUUAAUGAAAUAACUGAGUCAGAUCACUUGGGUUUCCCACUCCCUGUUCUUGAGAGGGGGGGUGAGACAACACACCUGGAAGUACCUGUUUACAUGGUUCCUUUGUUAAAAUAUGGCCAAAACCCCCAAAUCAUCGCCCUUGGCCACCUUCAGACUCACUCUUCAUCAGCUCCCUGAAUGGAGCACAGCAUGGACGGUUGUAUUUCCCUUCAGAUUUAUUUCUAAAUAUCAUUUCUUUAUUACAGGACAUAAUUUUGGUACAAGGAACCAAACAAGUGACAGUUGUCUAGUGAGAGUGAAGCUUCCUCAUGGAAACCAGUCUGUGGUACAAGGUUGGGAUGCACUUCUGGUGAAGGUGGGAAAGCAGGUAGAAAAUCAAGUUUUCCAGAAAAUCAAGUUUCCCUAAAUUUCUUAGUUCUCUGCUGGAGUGAGCUCUGUUCAAAAGAUCACUGACCCUGUGGAGAUGAACCACUGUCUUGUACAACCUCCCUGUACUUGAAGGUGAAAUUGGUGUUUCAGCGACUGUUCCCUCCUGCAGGGUGUUAAAUGAGAUGAUUGAUACCUAAAAACUGUGGCUGUUCAUCAGGGCUUGAGAAAAUUUCACAUUUUUUAAUAUAUUGCAUGUGGGAGCGUAAGCCAUCAGUUUGUGGGAAACUUCAGCUUUCUUCUGGAAUAACUGCUCUUAGAAAGAAGUCAGGUUGAUCUCAAAGGCUGUUUAUUGGGCUCAUCUCUAAGUAGCUUUACAUUUUGCCCAUCAGCAGGUUGAUCAGGUUGGGUGGGUGUUCCAAGCUUCCUGACCCUGGGCUGGGGACAGGAUUCCUGGUGUGUGUCCAGGAACACCCCCCUGGUUAUUCCUCUUGCAGAAGCUCCGUUUCCCACCACCACUCCUGUCCCAGCCCCAUCCGAAUUCUCCUGCCGUGCCCAGUUGUUCACCACUUCACUUUACAGGUCUUGUCUCUCUGAUGGUACCAUUAACAUAGUUUUUAAUUUCACAGCAUUGCAAUACAGUGCCAUUUUGCAAUUUCUUUGCGUUGUACUUGAAAAUAAGUUGAAUUGCAGACUAUUUAAAACCGCUUUCCUGCGCUUUCAGUAGCAGUGAGAGCUUACCUUACGUGAAGCCUUUAUGUAAAAAUAUAUUUUGUAACAACCUCAUAGAUCUUUAACAAAACCAAGAUUUGUAUUAGCUUUGUAUAAAUGUUUGUGGCUUACAAUUUUAUAUGUUGUUUAACUUUUUAUAAACUUUCCAGGGACUACUUUUUAUUGUAAAUUUUUUUUUCUCCUUGCUUUAGUUUAAGAUUGGCAAUAAAUUAUUUCUAAGGGAGGUCUUAGAAGAAAAAGCAUCACUUCCUUUUUAUAAAUUGAUUCACAGUUUAAAACCUUACACUUGCUUGUACAUUGCUCUGUACAUACUCUCCAAAAGUGUUGCCUUUCAGCUAUUAAUAUUUGCCUUGUGUACAAAAAUUACUGACGAUGAAUAAACAUAUACAGCCUCA
Messenger RNA from Neopelma chrysocephalum (saffron-crested tyrant-manakin), 5317 nucleotides. It is a transcript of the gene GNA13, whose product is annotated as G protein subunit alpha 13. NCBI's taxonomy places the organism in Eukaryota, Metazoa, Chordata, Aves, Passeriformes, Pipridae. Gene Ontology annotation, biological process: Rho protein signal transduction; adenylate cyclase-activating G protein-coupled receptor signaling pathway. The transcript is spliced from 4 exons. The coding region runs from base 53 to 1186 and encodes 377 amino acids. Gene Ontology annotation, cellular component: brush border membrane; heterotrimeric G-protein complex. The record is from RefSeq and is a predicted model, not a curated record. Gene Ontology annotation, molecular function: D5 dopamine receptor binding; guanyl nucleotide binding; GTPase activity.